This is a messenger RNA of Engraulis encrasicolus (European anchovy), 4842 nucleotides long. RefSeq names its product 1-phosphatidylinositol 4,5-bisphosphate phosphodiesterase beta-4-like. Gene Ontology annotation, biological process: phosphatidylinositol-mediated signaling; lipid metabolic process; release of sequestered calcium ion into cytosol. Gene Ontology annotation, molecular function: phosphatidylinositol-4,5-bisphosphate phospholipase C activity; calcium ion binding. The record is from RefSeq and is a predicted model, not a curated record. The transcript is spliced from 37 exons. NCBI's taxonomy places the organism in Eukaryota, Metazoa, Chordata, Actinopteri, Clupeiformes, Engraulidae. Bases 1 to 3702 code for a protein of 1233 amino acids.
AUGACGAAGUCUUACGAGUUCAACUGGCAGCGGACCGUGCCUGCCUUCCUACAGGAGGGGGCCAGCUUCGACAGAUUUGAUGAGGAUCCGUUCGUGUUUGAGCCCAGCUGUGUGUUCAAGGUGGACGAGUUCGGCUUCUUCAUCACGUGGAAGAGCGAUGGAAAGGAAGGGCAGGUCCUGGAGUGUUCCCUCAUCAACAGUAUCCGAGUCGGAACAGUGCCCAAGGACCCCAAGAUCCUGUCGACACUGGAGGCUGCUGGGAAGACGGAGGCGGAGCUGGAGGGCCGCAUCAUCUGCGUGUGCAGCGGGACAGACCUGGUCAACCUCAGCUUUCUCUACAUGGUGGCCGACACAGCAGACACCGCCAAGAAAUGGCUGGAGGGUCUGAGGGCGGUAAUCCACAACUUCAGGGCCAACAACGUGUGUCCCAUGACGGGCCUCAAGAAACACUGGAUAAGGCUGUGUUACUCUACUAAUGUCAAUGGAAAGAUUCCAGUGCGAGGCAUUACACGGACGUUCGGCUCGGGGAAGACAGAGAAAGGCAUCUUUCAGGCCUUGAAGGAUCUGGGCCUACCCAGUGGGAAGAACGAUGAAAUUGAACAUUCCGUUUUCACCUAUGACAUGUUCUACACUCUCACACAGAAGAUCUGUCCUCGCACAGACAUCGACGAGCUCUUCAAAAAGAUCAAUGGGGACAAAACUGAUUAUUUAAAUGUAGACCAGCUAGUCAGCUUUCUGAAUGACAAUCAGCGCGACCCUCGCCUGAAUGAGAUCCUCUUCCCCUUCUACGACCCCAAACGCGCCACACAGAUCCUCGACAAGUAUGAGAAGGAUGGAGAACACAAGAAGAAAGGUCACAUGUCGAGUGACGGGUUCUGCCGGUACCUGAUGUCGGAUGAGAACGCCCCGGUGUUUCUGGACCGGCUGGAGGAGUACCAGGAGAUGGACCAGCCCCUUGCCCACUACUUCAUCAGCUCAUCGCACAACACGUACCUGACCGGACGCCAGUUUGGGGGUCGCUCCUCCGUGGAGAUGUACAGACAGGUGUUGCUCUCUGGUAGCAGGUGUGUAGAGUUGGACUGUUGGGAUGGGAAAGGAGAAGACCAGGAACCAAUCAUCACUCACGGCAAAGCAAUGUGCACUGACAUCCUCUUCAAGGAUGUGAUCGUGGCAAUCAAAGAAACAGCAUUCGUCACGUCAGACUAUCCAGUCAUCCUGUCUUUCGAGAACCACUGCAGUAAACCGCAGCAGUAUAAGAUGGCUAAAUACUGCGAGGAUAUCUUUGGAGACCUGCUACUGAAAGGAGCGCUGGAUGGAUUUCCACUUGAAUCGGGCCGUUCUCUGCCCUCUCCUUCUGACUUGAAGAGAAAGAUCCUGAUCAAGAACAAGCGGCUCAAGCCUGAAGUGGAGCAAAAACAGCUGGAGUCCUUUAAGAAGCACAUGGAGGCAGGGGAACUGAUCACGCAAGACAACAUACUAGCGGACGAGAAUGAAGAGGAGAGUGAACUCACUGAAGGGAAGGAGGGAUCGACGCAGAACACAGAAGGGAAGACGCCCAACAACAUCUCAUCAGAGGACGCCAGCGACGCCACACAGAACAGCAUCAAGAAGCCGGCCCCAGACGAGGACGCCACAGAGGUUUCCGAGGCGACAGAGGCCACGGACGCCACAGACAUGUCAGAGGCCUCAGAAGCAGAUAACAACAAGAAGGCGGAGGUGCCAGAGAAUGAUGAGGAGGCCUUCCUGGCCAACUACACCUAUGAGGGGGCCACUACCAACAUCCAUCCCCUGCUCUCCUCCAUGGUCAACUACGCACAGCCCGUCAAGUUCCAGAGCUUUGACCAAGCAGAAGAGAAGAACAUUCACCACAACAUGUCUUCCUUUAACGAGUCGGUGGGCCUGGGAUACCUGAAGACCAACGCCCUGGAGUUUGUCAACUACAACAAGCGUCAGAUGAGCCGCAUCUACCCCAAAGGCGGCCGCGUGGACUCCUCCAAUUACAUGCCUCAGAUCUUCUGGAAUGCCGGAUGCCAGAUGGUCUCGCUCAACUUCCAGACGCCAGAUCUGUCCAUGCAGCUGAAUCAGGGGAAGUUUGAGUACAAUGGCGCAAUCGGGUACCUGCUGAAGCCGGACUUCAUGAGGCGUUCUGACCGUAUGUUUGACCCCUUCUCGGAGACGCCGGUGGACGGGGUGAUUGCCGCCACCUGCAGCGUCCAGAUCAUCUCUGGCCAGUUCUUGUCGGAUAAGAAGAUCGGCACGUACGUGGAGGUGGACAUGUACGGGUUGCCCACGGAUACCAUACGCAAGGAGUUCCGCACGCGAAUGAUCAUGAACAACGGCCUGAACCCAGCGUACAACGAAGAGCCCUUCGUCUUCAGAAAGGUGAUCCUACCUGACCUGGCGGUGCUGCGUAUCGCAGUGUAUGACGACAACAACAAGCUGAUUGGCCAGCGCAUCCUGCCGCUGGACGGGCUGCAGGCGGGCUACCGCCACAUCUCGCUCCGCAACGAGGGCAACAAGCCGCUCUCCCUGGCCACCGUCUUCUGCAACAUCGUCCUCAAGACAUACGUGCCCGACGGCUUUGGCGCCAUUGUGGAUGCACUGUCAGACCCAAAGAAGUUCCUCACCAUAGCCGAGAAGAGAGCAGACCAGAUGAGGGCGUUGGGGAUCGAAACGAGCGACAUAGCAGACGUGCCAAACGAGGGCAGUAAGAACGAUAAGAAGGGCAAGCAGACCCAGGCCAAGGCUAACGUGACGCCACAGGCCAGCUCAGACCCGGGCCAGAGCUCCAACUCGGCCGUCAACAACGCCACGGAAAGUAAGAAAGAUGGCUCAGCCGUGCCCCAAGUCAGCAUCGAUGACCUCAAGCAGAUGAAGACGUACCUGAAACUCCUGAAAAAGCAGCAGAAGGAGCUGGGAACGCUAAAGAAGAAGCAUGCUAAGGACCACAAUGCCAUGCAGAAAUCCCACUGCGGGCAGAUGGACAAGAUGAUGGCGCAGCACGACAAGGAGAAGCUAACUCUGGAGAAACUACUGGAGAAGUCUAUCAAGAAGAAAGGGGAAAACAACUGCCAGGAGCUCAAGAAAGAGACGGAAGCCAAAGUCCAGAGUCUCAGCACAGACCACAAAGGAAAGGUAAAGGAGAUCACUGCGCUCCACACUAAGGAGUUCUCGGAGCUGCUGGCGUCCCAGAGCACUGAGGAGCAGGAGCUGAAGGACGCCCACGUCACGCAGCAGUGCGACCACCUGAAGAAGCUGCUCACCGGCAUACAGGAGCAGCAGACCGUGCAGCUCAAACUAGUGCACGAGAGACAAAGUAAAGAGAUGCGUGCCAACCAGGCCAAGUCGUCUAUGGAGAACAGCAAGGCCAUCAGCCAGGACAAGUCCAUCAAAAACAAAGCAGAGCGGGAGAGGAGAGUCAGGGAACUCAACAGCAGCAACACCAAAAAAUUCCUAGAGGAGAGAAAACGGCUGGGCAUGAAACAAUCAAGAGAGCUGGAACAGCUGGAGAAGAACCAGAGAGAGCAGCGAGAGAAACUGGAGAAAUUCACAGAGCAGCUUUUGAAAUCACAUCAUGCCGAGUCACAAGGCCAAGGACAUCCAGCAGAUGGCGAAGCUGGAAGCGGAGAUGGACAUCAGGCCAGCCACGGUGGUGUGAGCGCCACGCCCCCCUCCUCCUCCUCCACGCCGCCCUCCUCUUGACCUUGACCUCUGACCCUCUUCUGCACCCUCAACAUUCAACAUCAACAUCAUCGCAACGACCGUUCACCCCUCCUCUGCUGCGGCCGACCACCACCACCACCACCACCCUCCGUCGUCAACCACGUUGUUUUAGAAGGGGCGCUCAACUGCUGGCAGCUUCAAUCAGUUCACACACACACACACACACACACACACACACACACACACACACACACACACACACACACACACCGGGUGCCUGCAGCUGACAUCGGAGCGUUCGGUAGAGAAGCAGCACUCUCAAACAGAAAUCUUAUCCGUGUAAGAGAUACACCGAUAGACAGACAGACAGGCGGAUAAGAAGAUGGCGUCAGCUGAAACGUCAGUCUCUCUUGUCAUGCUAGCCCAUCAGAUCACUAGGAGGUGUGUGUGUAUUUGACAGUGUGGCUUUCCUCUACCAAAUUGCAUUAUCAGCACCCGACCCCUCAUCACACACACACACACACACACACACACACACACACACACACACACACACACACACACACACACACACACACACACACAUCCCAGAAACAGUGUGUGGUGCCACAUACUGUGCCCAGUGCCCUGUAGCCAGUUGGCAGCGCCCAGUGCCAGACCCCCAAUACCCUCUAUUGGGCUCAUGACUGCUGAAGGCCUCCUCUCCUAGCCGCCAAACACACACACACACACACACACACACACACACACACACACACACACACACACACACACACACACACUCCGUCUUUGUAAUCUCUAUCAGUGUGUUCUGUCCUCUUGUCAACACUUUUCAGUUUUCAGCCAUGCACGUGCACACGUACACACACACACACACACACACACACACACACACACACACACACACACACACACACCAUCCCUUUAUACACAUUUGAAAUGGUGUAUCUGGUACGAGAGGAGGCACAUGUAUGGCACUCGACACGCCGCACCCCAAACCAAUACUCUGUUGUUACAUAUGGUACUACGCAAAGAGCUAACGGCCGCAAGCUAAAUUGACCAACAGGAAACGUAUAUACUGUAUGUAUAGAAAAAAAGAAUCUUUAAAAAAAGAGAUGUAGUUUGUUUGUUUUUUUAAGUCUGCACAAACAUCUGAAAAUUAUACUACACAAGAGUGGA